This is a messenger RNA of Drosophila persimilis, 2142 nucleotides long. RefSeq names its product ribosomal protein S6 kinase delta-1. Gene Ontology annotation, molecular function: phosphatidylinositol binding; ATP binding; protein kinase activity. The coding region runs from base 72 to 2126 and encodes 684 amino acids. Gene Ontology annotation, biological process: protein phosphorylation. NCBI's taxonomy places the organism in Eukaryota, Metazoa, Arthropoda, Insecta, Diptera, Drosophilidae. The record is from RefSeq and is a predicted model, not a curated record. The transcript is spliced from 3 exons.
GGGGGAAAACAAUAAAUAAUACAGGAAAUAUGGUUAUCACAUAACGCAGCUAAACCGCAGCAGUUGCCACAAUGAGUCUCAAUCUGGGGGGCUGGAUCCACAGCUUCACCGUAACGGACACGCAGCAGCACAAAGGAGGAUACACCAUUUACAAGAUUACCUCGAUCGUUUUCCCACGGUCGGUGCCCCAAGCUCUCACUUGUCUGGUUGUGUGGAAGCGCUUUCACGAGAUCAAGCGGCUGCACCGAGAGCUGAGUCGCCGGCACAAGAGUCUCCAGCUACCCGGCAAGCUGCCCGUGCCCACGGACAGCAGCUACUUUAAGCGCUUCGAUGCGGUUGUCAUCCAACGUCGCAAGGAAUACAUCCUGCAGCUGCUGGAUUUUGCGGCUCAGCAUCCCGCCCUCUACAAGUGCAGCACCUUCACCCACUUCUUCAGUGAGGCGCACUCGCCGAACGGUUCCCCCUUGAAGAAGCUCUAUGUGGAGCGCUCUUUGAAACUCAAGACCACUGGGGACACUGAUUGUAGCUGCAGUGGAACAGGAGCUGGCAGCGUGACUGAGCCGGGGGCAGGAGCCAUAGCUGACAUUUGCGAUAAGCUUGAUCUGCCUUAUGAUCCGCACAACGCUGGCGGCAUCUUGCCAUUGGAUCCGCGAUGCGAUAAAGAGCAGCAGCAGCAGUCUCUAAGCUGCAACGAUGAACCGGACGCCAAGGAAGCCAAAGCCGAGACAGACGCCGAGUCAGAGCCAAAGACAAAGCCGGAUGAGGGGCAGGCCAAGCGGGACUACCUACGACUACUCACGCCCAUGGCCUCCAUCGAGAGCGAUGACAGCGACUACAUCUACGAGGCGGCUCUGGAGUUCAGUCACGCCGUCCAGGCGGAGGUGAAUCUCGAGUACGCCGAGGCACAUGAGCGCUACAAGCACGGCGUGGAUCUGCUGCUCGUCGGGGCCAAGCACGACUCGAACGAAGAACGCAAGUUCAUAGCCAAAGCGAAGAUAUCAAAGUACCUGGCACGCGCCGAGGAGAUACACGCCAACUUCCUGGCCAACUCCGCCAAGAAACUGCACUUCCAGCUGUCCUUGGAUAUGGCAGACAGCACGAGUGUCGCGCAACUUGAGUGCUCCUGGAACCAGCUGGCCAAGUAUAAGGUGGUGCAAGUUCUCGACGAGCGGGUGAUGCAGGUGCAGUGCAUCACCGAGCCCCAGCAGCCGGCGGCCAUAAUGAAGGGCAUUGAGAAGCCGGCCAGCCACUCGCUCACCCAGAGUAUUUUCCUGCCGCAGCAGGUGCCUUACAUGGCCCAGUUGUUGGCCUACUUUCAGUCGGACCAGAAGAUCUUCCUGCUGCUGAGGCAGGCCGAGGGUGGACGCCUGUACGACUAUCUGCAGAGCUACACUCCCACGGGAGCCAAGACCAUCAACUAUGGCGAGCUUUUUCCAGCGGACAAGGAGGUGGAGCAGGAGCAGCCCCUCACCGCCGACAGCGAUGUCAGCGAUCUAGUGCGUAGCUCCCAGCAGCUGCUCAAAUCGGUUUCCCAUACCCUCAGCAAUCUGCAGGCCGGCGUUCUCACGCCCAGGCGACAGAAGGCGGCUGCAGCUGGGGUCCAUGUCCGUGUCCUUCCCGAGCAGUGCCUGCGGCAGUGGGCCUGCGAGCUGGCCAUAGCCAUCCACAGUCUCCACGGCAAAGGUGUGAUUCUGCGGGAUCUGCACAUGAACAACAUCCUGCUGGGCUCCAAGGGGCAGCUACUGCUUACGUAUUUUUACCAAAACGAAGGCCUCAGCUCCGACGACAGCUAUGUGCACAAGGCUUUAAGCCUGGAGGCCAUAUCGAAUCAUUUUGUGGCCCCCGAGCGACCUCUGAGUUUCCGCUCCGACUGGUGGAGCUAUGGUGUGGUGCUCUACCAGCUUCUGCUGGGAGUGCCCUACAAGUCCACGCAUCCUGGCCAACUAGAACUCUAUGGUUGUGUGCAGUACCCCAGCGAAUCUCUGGACAUCUCUGAUCAUGCCCGUGACUUGUUGGAGCAGCUGCUGCAGCUUAGUCCGGAGCUGCGUCUGGACUAUGAGCAGCUGCAGGGGCAUCCCUUCUUCAAGGGCAUCGACUGGCAGGCGGUUCUGAAAAGUGGCAUAUAAGGACACGAUAACGAUG